Messenger RNA from Hypanus sabinus (Atlantic stingray), 3298 nucleotides. It is a transcript of the gene abcb6a, whose product is annotated as ATP-binding cassette, sub-family B (MDR/TAP), member 6a. The record is from RefSeq and is a predicted model, not a curated record. Gene Ontology annotation, cellular component: membrane. Lineage: Eukaryota; Metazoa; Chordata; Chondrichthyes; Myliobatiformes; Dasyatidae. The coding region runs from base 186 to 2738 and encodes 850 amino acids. The transcript is spliced from 20 exons. Gene Ontology annotation, molecular function: ATP binding; heme binding; ABC-type heme transporter activity. Gene Ontology annotation, biological process: transmembrane transport; heme transport.
CUGAGGUCGAAGUGGUGGUAUAGGAAGCCGCAGAUGCUGGAAAUGUCGAGCAGCGCUCACACACAAUGUUGGAUUUCAUGUGAGCUGGCUGACGCGCUGUAUUAUUGAGUGUGUCGGUCCCGGGCGUUUAACCCUUCCAAGUUUUCAGAGCGAGUGAAUGUGAGACAAGGUGUCCGAUUGAAACAAUGGUUGUUCUUGAAGGUUACUGCGAAGGCAAUGCAUCCUUAUCCAAAAUAUGGAUUCAACACGGAUUAUUCCCAUGUUUUUAUUUUACACUCGUCCCGACAGUACUUUUGAGCAUUGCCUUUCUCCUUGGUGCACUGCAAUGUGCUUGUUACAAUAUCUAUGGGACUACAAUGGAGCCAAAGUACAUACCUCGCUCUCGUCUCUUCCGCCUUCAAUUGUUCCUAACAGUAAUCAUGCUCCUGCAGUUUGGAACCUACAUCCUUUGGCAAACCUUUGGCUUGGGCAUAAUCUGUGGAUACAUGAUUCUAUAUUCGUGCCUAUCUCCAGCUGGAUGGGUGUGUACCAUCUUACUACUAUACCUGGAGCGCAACAGGGUGAUGGUGCGGGACAGAACACGCGGCCAUGGUACCAUCCUACUGCUCUUCUGGGCUCUGGGAUUUGCAGCGGAGAAUCUGGCAUUUGUGUCGUGGAAAAGUCCUCUAUGGUGGUGGUCACUGGACAGUACUGACCAUAAGGUACACUUUGGUCUGUGGAUGGUGCGAUACGUCUGUACGUUUCUGUUGUUUAUCCUUGGGAUAAAAGCCCCUGGUUUGCCUCAAAAACCCUACAUGAUGAUCAUUAAUGAGGAUGAACGAGAUGUUGAAUGCAGUGAGCCUCUCUUAAAUCAGAACAACAAUCAGUCCACCUGGAAAGAUUUCCUUAAGAAGGUGCAGUUGCUGAUACCGUACAUGUGGCCCAAAGGAAGCCUCUUGCUGCAGCUUUUCGUUCUGUUAUGCCUUCUGCUCCUUGUGAUCGAACGAGUCAUCAAUGUUUUUGUGCCCAUCUACUAUAGAAACAUCGUGAAUGAACUGAGUGACAGAGCCCCAUGGAAAACUGUAGCCUCAACUGUCUGCCUUUAUGUCUUCCUUAAAUUCCUACAGGGAGGUGGCACAGGUGCAUCUGGCUUUGUAAACAACUUACGAUCCUUUAUGUGGACUAAAGUCCAGCAAUACACCAGCCGACACGUUCAGGUUGCACUUUUUGCUCACCUUCAUUCUCUUUCACUUCGCUGGCACCUUGGCAGAAAGACUGGAGAAGUUCUCCGCAGUGUGGAUCGUGGAACCAACAGUAUUAACAGCUUACUAAGCUAUAUCAUCUUCAACAUCUUCCCAACGAUUGCUGACAUCGUCAUUGCCAUCAUUUACUUCAGUACCAAUUUCAAUGCCUGGUUUGGACUCAUUGUCUUUGUUUGUAUGGUGUUCUACUUGACUGCAACCAUUCUGAUAACUGAAUGGAGAACGAAGUACAGGAGAGAAAUGAACACCAGGGACAACGAGGCAAAGUCUAAGGCCGUUGACUCCUUGCUCAACUUUGAAACGGUGAAGUAUUACAAUGCUGAGCGUUACGAGGUGAAUCGUUUCAAUGAUGCCAUACUGAAGUAUCAGGUGGCAGAAUGGAAAACAAUUGCAAGUCUCCCAAUUUUAAACCAAACUCAGAACAUGAUCAUCAGUCUCGGGCUGCUCGCUGGAUCACUGCUCUGUGCCUACUUUGUCACUGAGAAAAAGCUUCAGGUUGGCGAUUUUGUCCUUUUUGGGACAUAUAUCAUUCAGCUUUACACGCCACUUAACUGGUUUGGGACAUAUUACAGGAUGAUCCAGAGUUCAUUCAUAGACAUGGAGAAUAUGUUUGAUCUAUUCAAAGAGAGCCAAGAGGUUACUGAUGAUAUCAAUGCAACAAAUCUUGACUUCAGAGUUGGAAAAGUGGAGUUUGACGAAGUUUAUUUCAGUUACGUCGAUGGUAAAGAAAUCUUGAAAGGCGUAACAUUCUGUGUUCAGCCAGGACAAACACUGGCCCUGGUUGGUCCGUCGGGCUCAGGGAAAAGCACCAUCAUCCGGCUCCUCUUCCGGUUUUAUGACAUCAACGGAGGUUGCAUCAAAGUUGAUGGUCAAGACAUCUCAAAGGUGAAGCAGCAUUCUUUGCGUUCGCAUAUAGGGGUAGUGCCUCAAGACACUGUCCUCUUCAACGAUAACAUUAGGAACAACAUCCGGUAUGGCAGAGUGACUGCCAGCGAUGAGGAGGUGGAAGAGGCCUCCCGAGCAGCCGAUAUUCAUGAACGAAUUAUCACAUUUCCUGAAGGUUAUGAUACACAAGUGGGUGAGAGAGGCCUAAAGCUCAGUGGAGGAGAGAAGCAGCGAGUGGCAAUUGCCAGAACAAUCCUGAAGGCACCUCAAAUCAUUCUUCUGGAUGAGGCUACAUCUGCACUUGACACACAAACUGAAAGGAAUAUUCAAGCGUCGCUUGCCAAAGUGUGUGCGAACAGGACCACAAUCAUUGUGGCUCACAGAUUGUCAACUAUAAUCAACGCUGAUCAGAUCCUCGUGCUUCGGGAUGGAGAGAUUGUAGAGAGGGGAAGCCACGAGGCAUUACUAGAUAAAGGGGGAGUUUAUGCUGAAAUGUGGAUGAACCAGCAGCAGUCCGAGGCAUCUGACUCAUCAUCUGACACUGAAGCCAAAGACAAGAGCACUGAGAAACUACAGCCUCCUGGCAGCAAGAAGGGCCAGAGGUCCCACUAGCUACUAAGCAGAGAUUUAACCAGGAAGCAGAUGAAAGUUACCUCACCAUUGAUGUUGUGAAUAUACUGAGUUUGUACUGAACCAUUAUAUCUCAUGAUUGUUCCGGAACAUUCUAUGGAUCAGAUUCCCACAGUACCUAGUCAUUCUUAACGAGAAAGGAAAAUUGUCAAUGAUUUAUAGAUUUUUCUAAAGACCAUAAAACCAUAAGACAUAGUGGCAGAACUAAUCCAUCUGUCCCAUUUAGUCUACUCCCAUCAAGGCUGAUUUAUUAUCCCUCUCUAUCACAUUCUGCUGUCUAUUCCCUGUAAAGUUGAUACCCUUACUAAUCGCGAGUCCAUCAACCUUCGCCCAAUAUACUCAAUGACUUGGCCUCUACUGUCUGUGCCAUUGAAUUCCACAGAUUCAUCACUUUCUGGCUAAAGAAACCCCUCUGUUCUAAAAGGGCAUCCUUUAAUUCUGAGUCUGUGCCCUUUGGUCUUGAGGCUGAUUUAUACUUCUGCGUCAAAUGAACGCCGUAGGUACAGCGUAGCCACAUAACGUACACUGUACCCUACGCCCUA